AUGAAAUUGGACGGUUUUUGCAGUGCUACCUCUUCUCUUAAAACCGACGCCUCUUACUUUAGAAACACGCCUUACCCUGUUGAUCAGCAGCCGACACACCCUUUAUACACAAGAAACAUGAAUAAUCCUUCUUUUACCCAGAACUAUAAUAUCUACCCAGACGCAGAAAUCAUCAAUCCAGAUGUUAAUGCUAUGCUUGACGACUGGCUCACCACAGACCUAGCUCAGUCUGGCUUCCUUCACAGUCCAAAACCCAGCCCUGAAAUAGGAUCUCUAAACAUGUAUCUUGGCCCACCUUCUGUCCAACAAGACAUCAUCAACAACAACAAUACUGAUCAUGGCACAAACCAGACCCCAAAGAAAGAAUAUGAUUAUGAAAUGGAUAUCUCGAGUGUAUCUUCACCUCAACAAACAUCAUUACUAUCAUAUCCAGCAGAACCUUCCAACCUCACCACGAUCACAACCACAACCACAACCACCCAUACAAACCCACAUACACAUACGAAUCCACACACGCCCACACAUACGCCCACAACCACAACCACCUCUACAGUUGCCCCAUCCCAGUUUUUCACUCUAAAGUUUGUUUCCCCACAACCCUACCAAGGUGUUGUUGAGUUUGACCAGCGGCCUGACAAUAGAACCCGAUCAGUGCCAGCCAUGUUCAUCCCUCAGCAAGAAAUAGCUGAACCCAGUCGACCGAGCACACUUUCGAUCGUUCCCUCCCAUACCAUCAGUGCCUCAACCCCUGCCUUCUCAGCUAACCCUCGGUCUAGGAAACAGACCACGUCUUCCGACUCUGUUGAUGACGAAGGCAGUGUUGUGGAUGAUGUGGCAGCCAAGCGACAAAAGAACACUGAUGCUGCUCGGCGUUCGAGACUAAAGAAAGUGAUGAAGAUGGAAAGUCUAGAAAAGCAUGUUGCCGAACUAGAGCAAAAGAACUCUACUCUCAUGUUGCGUGUUGCUGUCCUUGACACCGAAAAAGCCAAUCUCUUGGCAAAAGAAGUAGCCUUUCAAAAUAGAAUCACUACCCUUGAAGCACAAUUGGCAGAAGCCCACAGAAUAUUGGCCUCUCGACCUUGA
Molecule: messenger RNA, 1083 nt
Organism: Phycomyces blakesleeanus NRRL 1555(-)
Lineage: Eukaryota; Fungi; Mucoromycota; Mucoromycetes; Mucorales; Phycomycetaceae
Product: basic-leucine zipper transcription factor
Exons: 1
Coding region: 1-1083 (360 amino acids)
Biological process (GO): regulation of DNA-templated transcription
Molecular function (GO): DNA-binding transcription factor activity
Source: RefSeq, a predicted model, not a curated record